Messenger RNA from Parasteatoda tepidariorum (common house spider), 10494 nucleotides. Lineage: Eukaryota; Metazoa; Arthropoda; Arachnida; Araneae; Theridiidae. The record is from RefSeq and is a predicted model, not a curated record.
CAGGAUGAAGAUAACUCCCUUGCACUGAUCUUAAGAAAUGGAUCGUAGAACAACCACAUGCUUUUCAGCACCCUACGGUCUAUGGAAACAGUGGCUGAUCCAGCUGUUCUUCAUUAGCCAAUUCUGGAGCUUUUUGCAUACUCAGGCAUUUAUUCUAGACGGGUCACCCACCUCCUUUGCCCAGUUUCCCCGAUGGAACGCUGGGCUCAAUGGAACACUUUCUCUAAAAUUUAGAACGAGAGAACCCAAUGGAUUACUCUUAUACACAGACGACGGAGGAACGUAUGAUUUUUUUGAGGUCAAGUUGGUAGAAGGAAACGUGAGGUUAAGGUUUAACCUCGGAGGUGGGACGGCUAUUUUGUCUGCUGGGAAAAAUCUUCAUGACAGUCGGUGGCAUUCUAUGCAAAUUACCAGAAAUGCAGAAGAAACGAUAUUGUCCGUUGAUGCUGACGUACAAAAACGUCUUACUGCCGGUCCUGAUUACAUAUUUGGCAAUACAACCACAAAUAGCGCCGUAUUUAUUGGAGGCCUUCCAUCUUGGUAUGGCUCUAAAUUGUCGUUGCUGGCUCUACCCUCUGCUUUUUUUGAGCCAAGGUUCCAGGGAGCAGUUAAAGAUGUCAUUUUCACCAGCGAUGACGGUGUCCUUAAGCAGCAAGAUCUUCAAGAGUCACAAGGCAUUCGAUCCUCCUCUUCCUCCAACAAUCUGAUGAGCAGCCAAGAUGGGGAAGAAACGGUGACGGUCCACGAUCAUUGUGAACUGAGCAAUCCUUGCUUAAAUGGUGGAUCGUGCAUUUCCACAGAUGGGGGCCCCAUUUGUGACUGCAGGACUACAGAUUACGAAGGAGAUCUCUGCGAACAGAAAAGACCUCCUUCAGAAGCAACCUUCACUGGGGAGGAAUAUCUUCAUUUUGAUGUUCGGGGUAGUGGCGGAGAGCCCCUGGUCAGUUGGAGCGACCAGGUGUCUCUACAAUUCCGCAGCAGACAAUCUGCGGGAUUAUUAUUCUUCGCUGCAGACUUGGGUGCACAUAGUACUGGUAGCGAAGACUUUUUGCACGUCGCCCUCAAAGGAGGUGGUAUAGCUGUUCACACCAAACUCGGAUCUGGUCACGUCGAGAAAGUAGUCCGACCCUCUAAAGUUCGAUUUGAUGACAACCAAUGGCACAAAAUCGUCAUACACAGAAAAGUUCGUGAGAUUACAAGAGCUACGGGCUUUUGCCAUCUGUCUGUGACAGUGGAUGGUGUGUAUACAGAACGUGGUUCCACGGCUGGAUCCUUCUCCAUGCUAUCCAGCAGCGUUAUAUACGUUGGUGGAACAGCACCCACUACUGCAGCGCAACUUCUACCUGCUUCACGGGUGCGGAACAACUUUAUUGGAUGCGUUCGGAAGGUGGAGUUCGUAGCAGAUAGUGUAAAUUUGGAUUUACUUUCCUUAGCCAAGUCUCAGAGUAAGUUGUUGAGAUAUCAUGGUGACGUGCAAUUUUUCUGCCAAGAAAUGGAAGCAGCAGAUCCUAUUACAUUUACCACUAGGGAAUCCUUUUUGGCACUACCCACAUGGGAAGGAAGCAAGACUGGGUCUAUUGCCUUUCGAUUUCGAACCAACGAAGCAACUGGAUUACUAAUGUACAAUGGUGGUCAAGGCGAUGUGUUUGCUUUGGAGCUAUUAGAUGGACAUGUUUAUUUAAUUCUUGGAUUAGGAUCUGGUAUUGCCAAAGUAAAAGCUUCCUCUAAACGGUGCGAUGAUGGCCAAUGGCACACUGUAACGUUAAGACGCACUGGCAAAACUGGAAGGAUAGCUGUUGAUGAAGCCGCUUACGAUUUUACAACUCCAGGCAUAGCAAAUCAAUUAGACUUGGAAGGCCCUCUUUUUGUCGGAUCACUUGCUCCCUCUGACCAAGGUCCAAACGUCCCCAGUGAAAUAUGGACUGCCAAACUGAACUAUGGUUAUGUGGGAUGCUUGCGGCAACUGGUCAUCAAUGGGAAAACGAUAGAUCUGGCAGCGCAAGCGAGGGAACAAGACUCUGGAAGCCUCAGACCAUCUUGUCAUACGUCACCAUCACAGUGUGAUAGUCAACCUUGCCUGAAUGGAGGUCUGUGUUCGGAAGGAUGGAACAGAUAUGUAUGUGACUGUACUAGAACAGGUUUCACUGGACCAGUCUGUGCUAAAGAUGCAAGCACAUUGAGCUUCGAUGGUAGCCAAUAUAUGAAGAUUGAUAUACCGGAAGGAUCCAAGACACAAGCUGAAGAUGUUCAGUUAAGGUUUAGAACUCCCAGACCUGGAGGGCUACUGCUUGCAACAACCACGGAAAAGGCUACUACAUUUCUUGUCCUGGGAUUAGAGAAUGGAAAACUAAAAAUAAUCAUCAAUCUUGGGAGCAAAAAUAAAGUAAUUGACUUGGGUCAGAGUCUGAAUGACGAUACAUGGCACACAGUUCAUAUCCGCAGAAGAGGUCACAAAAUGGAUGUCCAUCUGGAUUCAGAUUCCAAGAGCUAUGAUUUAGGGGAAGUGGAAUCGAUGACUUUGGAGAUCCAGACACUCCAUGUUGGAUCGGUUCACCCAGAACAUGCGAAACCUGUACCAGACAUGCCGAACUUCGUUGGACAUUUGCAACAUCUGAUAUUCAAUAGAAAACAUUAUCUUGACAUGGCCCAUAGUGGACAAAUUUCUCAUUUUAAGGUUACUGCAAAAUUUGGAAAGAAAGAAAAUAUAGUACAUCACCCCGUCACGUUCAAGUCUAAGUUUACGUUCCUCGGCUUGCCACAAUUGAGAGCUUAUUCUACGUUGAAUCUCUAUUUCCAAUUCAAAACCAUGGAACCGAAUGGUCUCAUACUGUACAAUGCGGGUAAAGGACAGGACUUUAUUGCGGUGGAGCUUAUUGAUGGGCACUUGCAUUACGUUUUCAAUUUGGGUGAUGGACCACGUGGAGUGAGAUCAAACACGAAGACAACAUUGAACGAUAAUCAGUGGCAUGCUGUCACCAUUGGAAGACCAUCACUUAACCAGCAUACCCUCAUGGUUGACGACAUGAUUACGAAGGUGAACAGCCCAGGACCAAAUACUCAUCUAGAUCUUCAGGGACUGUUGUACGUUGGUGGCGUUCGAAGAUCAAUGUAUUCCACUCUACCAAGGCUCCUGCAUUCCAGGCAAGGUUUCCAGGGCUGUCUAGCUUCCUUGGACCUAAAUGGAGAAACUGGUGACCUUAUCAGAGACGCGCUCAUACCGUCAACUUUAGUCUCAAAAGGAUGUGCAGGUCCCAUAACAAAGUGCAGCCAUACAGCUUGUGCCAAUCACGGAGUGUGCGUACAAAUGUGGAACAGUUAUGCCUGUGACUGUGACAUGACAUCUUUCUCGGGGCCCAUUUGUAAUGAUGAGAGCAUUUCGUACGAAUUUGGUCCAGGAACGGGACUUAUAACUUUUGCUUUCCCCCCGGACAAAAUGCCUGAUACCAAAGCAGAUCUAGUUGCUCUUGGAUUCAUCACAAUGGCUGAUAAUGGUGUCCUAGUAAGAAUAGAUAGCGGUACUUCUAACGACUACAUGGAGUUGGAGAUAGUAGAUGGAAACAUAUUUAUGGUUUAUAAUAUGGGAACUGAAGACCAUCCUAUUGGGGAACACAGUGUUCAUGUAAAUGAUGGACAGUAUCACGUGGUCCGUUUUACACGCUCAGGGCCGAAUUCGACCAUUCAAGUAGAUGACCAUAAUGUGAGAGUUAAACAACCACCAGGGCGUCAGCUGACAGUCUUCAACAGCCAUUCAACAAUUCAAGUAGGUGGAAAAAAGAAUCCCCUAAGAGGUGGCAUAGAAAGACCUUUCCAAGGUAUCAUAUCAGGUCUAGUGGUCAAUGGUGAUCGAAUACUGGAUAUGGCUGCAGAGGAUGACCCCCGGAUAUCAGUGCAAGGAGAUGUAGAGUUACUAAUGUCCUUACCUCUAAGUCUUCAACAGAGAUCAGUGCCGCAAGACCACCAUCAAAUGCAACAGCAUGCAGGAGCCUCUCCAAAUUAUGAAGGUGAUGAUUUGGUCUACUCAGGAGGUGGUGGUUCUGGCUGCUGGGAUGACGAAGAUGAUUGCGGAGAAGCAGAAUCUACACCAGGUAAAACACGAGAUGAUCUCAUCACUCCAGUGUAUAUACCACCUACUCCAAGACCAUACCCUCGAACUACACCCAGUAUAACAGGGGGUGGUGGAGCAAGCUAUGUUCAUGGUCGAUCUUCCAUUCCUCCACGACACCCUGUGGGAGGAGGUCUGGAAGAUACCACUUGCGAUGACGAAGAAGAUUGCAUCGAGGGAGGUUCCGGACUGGGUGAAGUUAAUUUCACUCCCCAUCAAAAUACACCAGCAACUCCAACGUUUAUUACAACCACCGGGAGUCAUCGGGAUAAUUUAGAGAAUUUCGUCUCACCUCCGAGAAUGCUUCCACCUCCAACUCAUGACGACACCGUACAAAGGAUCAUUAUUACGCCUCCAACCAUUCUUUCAACCACCCUCUAUCGUAGACCUAUACCUGAUGAUGUGGUGAUUACACAUCAACAACGUCCAGCGCCGCCUCCGCCAUUGUAUCCCGUCAUUCCACAGCAGACACCGCGACCUCCAUUCAGAACAUCUUCCAGAGCACCACCGGUUCCAUUCAUUGUACCAGUUCCGAUGGAUCCUGCUAUUGGUCGAGAAAACAACAGGCCCCCUCCAAAAAUCAAGACAUCAUCUGCAGCUGACAACACAGCGAUGGUCAUUGGUAUCAUAGCUGGGGUAUUGAUCGUAGUUGUUAUAGUCGCUCUUGUUGUUUAUCGGGUCAGGAGCUGGACGCUAGCUGCUUCUCCUGGUGCAAAUGGCUAUAAAGUAGAUGAAAGCCAGAAAAGAUACCACUUUCCACCAGCCGGCACUGCGCCCUACCAGUCCCAGCCACCUUCAGCUCAGCACAUGAAUGGAGUUCUGAAGUGUGACCCCACCCAGAACAAAAUGGUUAAACAACCAAAAAAGAAAGAUGUCAAAGACCUCAAAGAAUGGUACGUGUGAGACACAAACAAAAAUAGAAUGUGUCGGUAUAUUUGUCUAGCACGAUAUAAUUCUACUCGUUCCAACCAUUUUUUGGUCUUUUAGGUCUCUGCAUGAUCUUUCAAAAAAUAUAAAUAUGCUUUUCCCAAUGCUGUUUUUGCGUGCCAACGCGGACACAGUUGGCAUCACCAUCGAAUGAUUCAGGUAAACAGUUCCUUGAAGACGAAUUUGAGGUUUUUUUGUGUUUAUAUUUUAUAAUUGUGGCUAGUGUCAGCCACAUGUGAACAUCGAAAAAAGUGGUCAAAAGUUUCGAAUUUGUGUUGGUUAAUUGUAUAAAAUUAAGUACUAAGACAGAUUGAAUACUGUUGCUUAAUGGUGCAAUCUCUGUGUUAGUUUGUUAACAAACAUGCUUGCUUAAAAGCAAAAAUACUGGUAAAAGCAAAUGCAAUAACGUAAUUUCUGUUCGAGGUAGACAAUAUCUAAACUUAUAAACCUCUUUCAAAUGCAGGAAUGCCAAAAUUGGUGCAAUAAGGACACCUACAAUGAGUCUUUUAGCAUUGUUGUAAGUCAAACUCUGCAGAAGACCAAACAUCCGUUGGAACGAGUUUACAAAGACCGCUGUGCCAGCGAGAUACAUGAAAGAAGCCUUUUCUGACAGAAAGCAUCUCUUCUGUGAUUAGAUAGCUGGAGCAGCCAUUUCAAUUAUCAAAGUGUUGCCAAACGUUUCAUCAGAAAUGUUCCACGAGAGAUACUGCAGAGGAUUAUUGAGAGAAUUUAUAACUUCAGCAAUAUGUGUUAACCAAUGGAUUUUGGGGAAUUAGCACCGUUGCAUUUCGCACUCCCAACAAAUAUGAACGAGCAUAUGUCAUGUUCUGAAUAUUAAUAUAUAAGAAAAUAAGAAGUAUUGUACAUUAAUAUAUUUACCAUUUUGAUAACUCUAAUUUCCUUUUGGAAAAUAAGGUGACAAGAAUCGAGUUUAAUUUAGUGCCAUUAACCCUAAUUUCUAAAUUCAUUGUGCAAACUAACUUUCUCAUUAAUUAAUGAAUAAGAAAAACCUUAAUUUUUCAAAAAAUUUUGUAAAAAAAAAUUUAAGAUAUUCAAGCGUUAUUAACCUAAUAAAUUUCACUUUAACAGUCAAAUGUCAUAAUCCUAAUUCCUAAAUUCAUCGUUCAAGCUAAUCUUUCUAAGUGAUAGAAAAGAAAAGCCAUAAUUUCGAAGAAAAAAAUUUUAAGUUUAAAUUAUUUAAAUAACACUAUAUCCGUAUCCAUUGUAUUCAGUCCCUUUGGAACUGGAUGUAAAUAUUCUUAAACAUCGAGACGAGCAAUAUUAGACUUAAGUUGAAUUCUGAAUUAAUUUCGAAUCACCGAAUCAAUUCAUCGGUUUGAAGCAUCAUUUUUACCCUGACGAUAAUCUAUUAAUUCGAUGAUACCAAUCAAUCCGAGACUAGAUCAUAUAAGUGCAUUACUGCAGUGUAAUAUUAAAGACAUAAGUUGGGUUCUGAAUCGGAGAUUCGAAUCAACAAAUUGAUUCGUUUGUUUGAAUCAUCAUUUUUUCAUUUUAAUAAAACCUAUUAACUCGAGGUUUUGAAUCACCGGGUAUAAAAGAAAGAUUCGAUUUAUAAUUCAAAAUAUUGAUUUCAUUGGAUAAUUUCAAGCAUUUUAAAUAAUUUAUUUCGUAUCGCCAUUUUUAUCGAUUUUUUUGCUAAAUUUGAAUCACAUUGCUUAUUCUUUUUUCCCAAUUUACUGUUAAUGUACGGGUAUUGAGAUGAUGUUUCAUUUCACACAGAACUGGCUUAACUUAAAAUAUAAUCUGAUUCGAAGAAAGCGUUAACAAAUCUCAUUAAAGGUGCUGUUAAAAUAAUUCUAUUUUUUAUAGUUCAGACACGAAUACUAGUAUUAUUAAAUUAAGAAUAACUAUGCAGGAAACAACAGCAAAUUUUUAAAAUUUUGCAAUGCCUUAAAAAUGAUCGUAUUUUCAAUUUUGCCUCAAAAACUCCAGAAAUGUAUGUUUAGGCAACAAAAUUAGAGCUAUGGCACUUAAUUGAACAAUCUUUUUUUCUUUCAAGAAUGGCUAAGUUUAGUUUUGAAUAAACUAUUUCCUUUAAAAACAAUGUUUUUAGAGCUAGAAAGCUUAAAAAAUAUAUUUAAAAUACCUCCUCUUUUUAAUUAUUUAAUUCGAAAUUUUACAAAAAUAAACCAAUUUCCAUAUUAUAUCCAUUAUAAUCAUUUAUGGAAAUUAAAGAGAUCUUAACUAUUCUUGAAAUGCAUGUAUAAAGUUUAUAAUUAAUUUAUUAUAACAAAUGCUUUAACAUCUACUGCUUAUUCAAUGACAUUAUUAAUUCAAUUUUUUUCCUUCAAUUUAAAAACAUGAUUGUGUUUCCUAAUUUAUAAAAUAAAUCAUUAAUAUGAUGAUAAAACAGAGCCUUAACUUAAUCAUUAAUAAUCAUAAAUUACAAAAAUGAGGUUCAUAGUUAAAUUUGUAACUGCAUAAUUAUCUAAAUAUAUUAUUAAAAAUAAUUAUUUAAAAUUGUUGAAACCAAAUAAAAACUUAUGACAUUUAAUUAGCUCAUGAAAGUCACAUUACACAUUAACAUUAAUCAACUCGGAAUGAAAAUUUCCCAUGUUCUUAAAUUAAGGGUUUUCUGCAAAAAAGAGGUCGCUUCAUUUUUACACAUUUAUAACUCACUUAAAUAUUUAUUUUACUUGAAACAACAGGAGCUACGGCUGGCAUACGAGAGAUUUAGCACUGUCACCUAGCUUCUCGCAUGUACGCAAAUUUACCUCAACUGAGAUUGUACUAUAGCAAUUGCACAGCGUAGACACUACGUAUGUGAAGAAUCAAAUGGGAAAGAGAUGUUGCACCUUCACAUAUGUAGAUUCUGCGCAGCGCUUGUUACUACGGAACACUUUUGGUUCAUUGCAGAUCAUAAAUACGUGAGCGCGCAAAUUAAUGCUUGAAAGAACUGCAUAUCUCCAUUUCCCCAAUAUUUUCAGUUUAAAAAAUAGAUAUGCAGCGAUAGAUAUAAUAAAGAGUUGGUAUCACCGUUAGGUUAGAGCAGGGAUGGGCAAACUACGCCCUCCCCGGGCCGGGCCAACUGCUGCCAGUCGGAAGGUUUUAUCCGGCCCGCGGAUGGAAUUUUAACUUGCCGAUCUGUGGUGAAUGUAAACAAUAUAUAUUAUACAUCCAUUUUUUGGUCUAAUUUGUUUAAAGUUAUUUUUGUUCUUUCUCUUUUAACAAAGUACUGCUGACAUUUUUGCUUUCUCUAUUUUUGCUCUACGAAACAUAAAAAGAUGGAAAUAGAUAGCACAGACAGCUUUAAUUGGUAAAAUGUUGAAAGUUGAAGUUCUUUAUAGAAUAGCUGUAGAUUGGCUCGCCAACGAACGUUUAUCUUUCUUGAGGAGCAGAUGUACGGAAUAUAAUAUAGGUGAAUUGUAAUUCGAAUAAAAAAUUGCACAAUUUACAUUUUGCACAUUAGCUAUGGAUGAAAAAAUGAAAUCGCAAUUUCAUUCAUCUCAUUAAAUAAUUAAAUUACAACUUUUAUAUCGUUUUUUAUUGUAGAAGUUUUUACUUGGCCCACCUUCGAUUUUUUGCCCUCCGCCAACAAAGUUUGACCAUCCCUGGGUUAGAGCAAGAAAGGGUUCGUCUGUGGAAUUUUAAAACGGCAAAUGAGAAAAAAUUUAAGAAUGAAGCUACCUCCUUUUUGUAGCAAACUUUUCAAUUAAAACACACACAAAAAAAAAGAAAAAAGACAAUUCUAUAGAACUUCUCGAGCAAGCACUACACAUACAUCCACUAUAUGGAUCGCCUUUUAAAUACCGGUUAUGAGCAAUAUGAAAUUCGAAAGUUAAAUAGAAACAAGCUGUGCUUUUACAAUUACUUUUCAACAACAAAAAAAAGGGUUUUAUUUAGAAUAUCUAUAUAUUUAAUAAUAAAUCGAAUUAGUGUCAUUUAAAGCGAUGGAUGUACUUAAUUCAGAAGAUCAAAAAAUUAAAAUAAAUUAUGAAAAAGGAGCUCUUGCCUUAUAUCAACUUCCACAGCUUUAAAAUACACAAUUUUAAAUUAAGAUUCGUUAGCCAUUACAAUCCUAUGUAAUCUUAACAAUAAUAGCCUUAUCCAAUGUGCCCUAGUGGUCUACCCUUCUACUUUUUGGGUUCAGAAUUAGCUUACAGCACAGUUUGAUCAGCUUGUCUAGAGUGAGUAAUAUCAUUUGGCCCAGUAUGUCUUAUAGAGUUUAGUGGUUUUUGCACCAUUAAACUCAACAUUCAAUCCAAAUCCUGAAAAGCGAAACAUAUUCAAUACAACUUUAAAAUUCAUAUAUGAAGUGCUUACCAAACAAAUAUCUAUUUCCUUUUCCAUGAAUAAAAAGUGUUCCAUUUCAGUGCUCUUAAAUUAAGACAUUACUUAAUGUUCAGAUUAAUGUUUAAUUGAUGAGGGGAAACGAUAUCAAAAUCAAUGUUUUGAUUAAAAUUAUCAAUUACCAGCAAUAAAACUGAGAAAUGCAUAUUGAACUUUCGCCUUACACUGUUUUUAAGAUUCUCUUAAUAAACUAAUUAUUACAUUUCAUUACUUUGAGAUUCACGUGAUAGGGAGAAUUGGAAUAUAUUAUACAUAAAAUAUAGUUGUUAAAAAAGAUUGGUACUGAAAAUAUUUCAUUUUUGCCUUUUUUGAUGACAGAAUAAAUUAUCCAGUUUUUAUAAACAAUUAAAACUUAUACAACAUUUUGUAAACUUUAACAAAUAAAUCAUGGUGAAAUAUCUCAUAGAAACUCGACUUAAAAGAAUAACAGAUUCAUAAAUAAAACACUUUGGAAAAAUAACAGGAGCUCCCAGAUACAACGAAAUUAUAAAUAUUCAUUUGAUUUAUUCCAGCACCAUUUUUCAAAAAUUAAUAAUCAAUUAACGAAUUAAUAAUCAAUAAAUAUUUGAGUUUGGAAAUAAUACGGAAGAAAAACCUUCACGAUCAAAAAGCACCUUCUUUCGCUGUGACGCCAUUCUUUUCAAUUAAAAAAAAAAUUUUAAAGUACCCUUAGCUUUUACAACAACAAAUAAAUACAUAUGUUUAAGAUACUAAUAAAUAGUGGAAGUCACGGGUUGUUUAUUUUUCUUUCUUUAAAAAGGUAGAAAUACGAUGUUUUUAUUACCAGUACUUUAUAUUUUGCAAAAAUUAACAGACAUAUUGUGUGAUUGUGUCACUAAAUGCAUUCAUGCUUCUUUAUCUCUCAGGGUUCAAACGGUCUUUAAAAAGUUGCAUAGGUGCCAACUUGUACGGCUAUUGAGAAAUUUUUUUUGUAAUGGGAAUAAUAUUUGCAUUUUAGUGCAAAAAAAAAACCUUAAUUUUAAAAAAUAAAUCUUAAAUUGUUUUAACUACCAUGACAAAUCAAUAAUUCACACCUAUGUAUAUAAGAUAUAUUAGACAAUUAAUCUUAUGGUGAAAUGGCUUCGAGAUUAUUAAAGUAUUAUUUUAUUAUUGUAAUAUAAUUAUAAAUUAUUAAAGUAUUAUUUUAUUAUUGU